Molecule: messenger RNA, 3902 nt
Organism: Amphibalanus amphitrite
Lineage: Eukaryota; Metazoa; Arthropoda; Thecostraca; Balanomorpha; Balanidae
Exons: 12
Coding region: 411-2969 (852 amino acids)
Biological process (GO): transmembrane transport
Molecular function (GO): monocarboxylic acid transmembrane transporter activity
Source: RefSeq, a predicted model, not a curated record
GUUUUACGGUUUUCGAAAUAUCUCGAAUUUCGGCUUUGCCCCAACUCCGGCAUUGCCCCAACUUCCCCUAAUAUUUUUGACAUUGCGAAUAUCAAGGCGCAGGAAAUCAAGGGCCUGAAACGACAUAACGGCCGACAUUUUAGCUGCAAUGCAUCGCCUUGAGUGCAUCAACUGCAACAUUCGGCACGUGCAAGGUGAAAAUUCAACGAGUUGAGAAGCGUUGAAAAAUUGCAUACAAAAGUUUCCAAGACGUUUCCAAGCUUGUCGAACGAUUUAUUCGAACGAAUUUCGACAUGUAAAUUGAUAAAAAUUUAAAGCUGCGGUAAUCUAACGUUCAAACGAAGUCAGACUAUUGUGUCUCUUACAAAGCUCAAUUUAAUCUCGAUUGGUGAUUUGUGCUCGCCGCGACCAUGGCGUUUUCGUCGUCGACCAUCGAGGUGCCGCUGGCGGUGCAGCGGGCUCGGGAGAAUCAGGUGCGUCGGUAUGCCGCCUACCUGCAGCGAAGCCUGGACGGAGGCGAGCCCGACGACAACGAAGAAGAGGAGGCAGAGGUGGACACGUGCUGGUCGUGGUGCGUCUGCAUGGGCGCCCUGCUGGUCAACACAUUCCUGAUCGGCAUCCACCACGCCUACAGCGUCCUCUUCAUUGCAUUCCGCCAGGAGUACGGACUCUCCUACGACACCGCAUCGUGGCUGGGCUCGCUCUCGUACGGCUUCUCGUCGUUUCUGGGCCCGUUCUCUGGCCUGGUGUUCCACAAGAUCGGCCACCGGGCCUGUGCCACGAUCGGCACCUUUAUCGCCGUGGCCGGCCUGCUGGGCUGCAGCUUCGCCCACAGCGUCACCGAGCUGGCCGUCAGCUACGUCUUCCUGUUCGGCCUCGGCUCCAGUCUGUCCUACACGCCGUCCGUGGUCGUCAGCAAUCCCUACUUUGACCGCCACCUGGGCCUCGCCACCGGAAUAGUGAUGUCUGGCACCAUGAUAGGGGGCAUGAUACUGCCUCCAGUUGCUCAGGUACUGCUGACAUCUGUCGGAUACCGGGCCACAAUGCGAGUGCUGGCCGGAAUCGGGUGUCUGGGGUUCGUCGGCGCCUCGACUUUCAGCGGCCGGGAGCGGCUCAUACCGACCAACCAGACAGAGCCCGGCCGGCCCCGAGACGUGACGGUAUACCUGCGUCAGGUGAGGAACACCCUCCGAGACCCCGUCUACUGCGUCUGGGUGUCGUGCAUCAUGCUGGUCCAUCUCGGCUCCAUGACGCCGAUCAUACACCUGGUGCAGCGGGGCCUGGACAUCGGUCUCAGUUUCGGCGAGGCCUCCUCGGCCGUAUCUCUGAUGUCGGUGGCCAGUGCUCUGGGCAGGAUCGGCUUCGGUCGGGUCCUCGACCACCCUCGAGUCUCACAGAGACUCAUGGCACAGCUCUCCAUUUUCGUGAUGGGCCUGUCCCUGAUCCUCGUGCCUGCCGUGGUGAACCUGCCACUGAUGCUGGCGUUCGCGCUGGUGUACGGCGCCGCCGAGGGCCUCUACGUCGACCUGAUGCCCCUGACCACACUGCGACUGAUGGGACCGCGAGGAACGGCCGAGAUCGCCUGGACGCUGCUGGUCGGGAUGGUAUCCAUUCCGUGGAUCAUUGGACCGUUUGUGGCCGGUAUUCUGCGAGAGACUGUGGGCUCCUAUGACCUGGCGUUCAUCCUCUGUGGAGCCGUCAUCGUUGCCGCUGCCGGCAUCCUGUUUGCGCUGCCGCUGGCUCUACGUCGCAGAGAGAUGGCGGACGGUUCGCCCGAAGGAGCCGGAGACGCGCCUGCACAGCUGACCCAGGCCAGCUUCGGCGCGCCCAUUUUCGGCUACAUCAGCAUCCAGGACAUGCCGCCCAGCUACCGGCAGCAGAUCCGUUUCCGUCCGGGAAAGACAACCCAGCUGCAGCAGGGCCUCGGUCCGGGAGGGUUACAGAGCACUGCGCAGACCAUCUCCAACCUGGAGAUCCAGCCGCUCAACGCCAGCAGUCGCGCACACAACCGAUGGACCGCCAGCCGGUCUCAGGAGGUCGUCUCUCGCCCUCUACCACUCGAGUACGACUCUCUGGCCGCGCUGCGGAGGAACAUCCCCAGUCAGCGACCUGGCGCGGAGACCACCCCGCGGCCGGAGCCGGCAGCUCCACCGGCCGCAGCUCCGUCCGCCUCCAAGACACUGCCGCCGCCGCCGGCCGCGCUGCCGCCGCCCGUGGAUCAGGUGCCGGCAGGAUACGAAGCACUGCCCGUGGCCGGCUACCUGGUCCUGGAACCGGGCUCAGACCAGGCACGAUUCGUGGUGGUGGACAGCCGCGCCGGGCAGACGCUCAUGAUGCGCACCUCUCUGACGCCCGGCCCGGCUGAUGUAGAGGACGAGAGUGACGACCGACUGCGGCAGGUGCUGGAGACGAUCGCUGAGGAGUCGCGCAGCAACAUCGCCGUGGUGGACGGCGGCGAGGGAGCCAGCACGGCGCACGAGCGGUUCCGCCAGGUGCGCCGCGCCGUCACCGGCUGGCACGCCUACCAGGAGGCCGACGAGGCGGAGGUCACCAGUCUGACAGAGUCUCGGUCCGUGGAGGCAGCCACCGCCGGCCCAGUCACUGAGCAGGAGACGGCGCCGCCGCGACCCGCGUCCCUCUCGUCUAUGGACGUGCGACCCACGGCCGCGACAGCCGCCUCGCUGUCUGACGCCGAGCUGGAGACGCCCGAGCAGCGCUCCGUGUCGCCCUCGGAUAUCACCCUGUCGGGUGUGGCCGACUCGCAGGAGUGGCACGAGCCGCGGCCCGGCUCAGCCAUGUCCGACCGCGCCCGCUCGGCCGACACGCGGCGCCGGCGCAGUCUCGGACUCAGUCUCAGUCUCAGUCGGGGAGGAGAGGCGCGGCCCGCCAGCAGCGACCACGGCAGCCUGGGGAGCGUGUCGAGCGCGGAGGAGGCCGACUCGUCCACCGGCGACCGGCCUUACUACUGAAAUAGCACAGAGCAGGCGGAGAAACAAGGAACUUAUCGGGGUAAAGGUUACCAGGACCAACGACAGGCAGGGUAGCUUAUGAGUAAACCCUUUAGAAAGCCCACGUGAGAGGGAGCUCGGAGAGUCAAAGGAUAGCCACCCUGAAUCCCACCAUCCCUUACCACCUCAAAAACUUGAUCAUUUCAUUCGAAAUGUAUUCGCUACCAGCUCCCGAUGGGAUGGAUCACCGCAAAACAUGGCCGUGGGGCGGUAUAAAUAAAGCUGAUUUGGUCUGUGGACGGCCGAGCGCCGGACGGUACGGGGCGGUCCGAUCAGGGUUUGCACCGGCCCGUGAAGCGCGGGUACAGACACACCUCUCGAAUGUGGUAGCGGUUCAGCAGCCAGCAGAGUAGACGCUCCAGGCCCAGGCCGUACCCGCCAUGCGGAGUUGUGCCGUAGACACGCUGUAACGAACAGCGGAGCGGGUGUUAGAUAUUUCCGGACCAGCCGAGUGUGAGGGGAUGGUGCGUACUGGCUAGGGACAGCUACGAUAGGCCAUUUUUGAAGGUCCGCGGAUGAAAAGCGUAAGAGGCUGGAACGAUUUACAAGGCAGUCACGCUCAACUGACACUGCCCACAACUUAGGUUUUGGUGGGUAGAAAAGCCAUGCGACGUGACAAAAAGAUUAUGCAUCGAAGUGCAGGAUUGCAGAAACGUUCAUCUCACAAAUGUCAAAAGGCAAUGCUACCGAGCAUAUCAGAACCGGUUCAAGCAAGAUACAUGCUUUACCAUGACAGAUAGAAGAUAUGAAUAGAUCAUCCCUGUUUUGGCACCCAGUGGCUACGACCAGAAAAAAACGACAACGAUCAAUGCCGACCGAUUAAGUGCUGCCGAUAUAGGCAAUUGUACCAAACCCAUGACUCGUUGAAAUACAAAUACAGACUGCGCUGUCCAA